AAUCUGACCUAAACACGUGAUUUAUCAUUUCAUGUAACCUGUUGAUCAAUUGAAAAUUUUUUCUAACAUUUCUCAUUACUUAACGCCAUGACCGAGUUGCGAAGGAUGAGAGAUAACCUUCAGAGCCUCAAAGGGGCAUUUUCAGAUCUCAAUGAGGCCGAUUCGAAUGCAUUAUACGAUAAUAAUAUUUCUGUGAAUCUCGAAGAAAUUCAAGAUACUCCUUCUAUGAAAAGAUCGUUUCGAGUAAGCUGGGGACCUAAUGGAACAUAUGUUUAUCGUUCUAAAAAAAACUUACGUCCUAUUUAUACAUCUUAUAUUGCACGAACUACACCAUUAAGAAUAGCUAAAGCAUCGCAAAGGGAUAUUGUUAGAUUCCGUAAAGUUUUAAUUGUAUCCGAAGAUGAUGUUAACAUUAAAGAACGUAUUAGUAAAUCAUUGGAAUUAAUUUUUGAACAUUCAACAUUUGGACAAGAAGAUGAUACUCCCUACGUUAUACCAGCGAGCUUAAGUUUCAUGGAUUUCAUAUCAGUCUUUGAUACUAAGACAAUUGAUGAACAUGAAAAUUUAACUUGGAAAUUAUGUCAUGCUUUAUGGGAUGACCUUCAAAUCCCAAGCGAACAUUAUGAUUCUAUGAGUCUUGAUAAGGUGACAAGAGAUUGUAGAAAGGCUAGAAUAUCAAAAUGGUUUCAAAUAACCAAUGAAUUAAAAAUGCCAGAUCAUCUAAAAUUGUCCGGCUACAGCAAUGACGAUACGGAUUUGAUUUUUGCACAUUUAACCAGCAAACAAAUUUCAAAAGCGGUAUUAAUAGCAAUUAAAAAUCGGGAAUUUCAUCUGGCAUCAUUGAUAUCACAAUUGUAUGGUAAUGAUUAUGUCAAAGAGUGUAUGAAACAACAAAUUGAUCAUUGGAAAGAUACUCAAAUUGAUAAGCUUAUUUCACUGAAUCAUCUAAAGUUAUAUGAAUUAUUAUCUGGAAAUGUCUUUGCAACAACAAAAGGUUUAGAUUGGAGGACAACUAUUAGUAUGCAAAUGUGGUAUGGUUGUAGGCUUGAUGAUUCAUUUGAUGAAGCUCUGAAUAUAUAUGAUGAAGCUAGAACAGACUCUGAAGAAAUUUCAAAUCCUUUUGUAUGGUAUAAUCAUGUUAAUGGUAAUGAUCAUUGGAAAUAUCUAGAUACUAAUAAACAGACCUUUGAUCUUCAUUACCAUCUUAUGAAACUUUCAACUGAUCCCACUCAUUCUCUUGAGGAAGCUUUACACCCUCGAACGAAUCAUGUUGCUCCACUUGAUUAUCGUAUUACUUGGCUUUUGCAUUAUAUGAUAGCUCGUAUUUUAAAUAUACGAGACUUUAUUGAUAAUGAAGUCAUGGUUGAUCAAAUCUCUUUAAAGUUUAUAUUUGAACUGGAAACUUUGGGUAUUUGGCAAUGGGCUGUUUUUAUUGCCAUGUUCAUUAAUGAUCCAAAUGUUCGUAAAUUUAUGCUCUGUGAAUUAUUGAAUAGAUAUGUGCAUCAAAUUCCAAAAGAAAAGGCGGAAAGCUUUCAAAAUUUUGCAAUCAAAAAAAUGCAGCUUAAAGAGGAAUGGUUAUUCGGGUCUCAGGAAAUGUUUUCAAAAUAUAAAGAAAUACCUGGUCGAAAGCGGAAAUUUGGUUAUUAAAAUUUAUUAAAAUAUGUGUAUAUUUUUAGGGGUAACCAAAUCUUAUUACAUUAUGAUCGCAGAUGUUACAAAGUAUAGACCUUUUCAUUAUAAUUAGUUUAUAACUGAUACCUCAUUAUAAUCCUUUUAUCUUUUCAAUAUAUAGAAUUAUAAAUAUAGAAA
Messenger RNA from Rhizophagus irregularis DAOM 181602=DAOM 197198, 1809 nucleotides. RefSeq lists its product as uncharacterized. NCBI's taxonomy places the organism in Eukaryota, Fungi, Glomeromycota, Glomeromycetes, Glomerales, Glomeraceae. The record is from RefSeq and is a predicted model, not a curated record.